This is a messenger RNA of Gigantopelta aegis, 2710 nucleotides long. RefSeq names its product follistatin-A-like. Lineage: Eukaryota; Metazoa; Mollusca; Gastropoda; Neomphalida; Peltospiridae. Gene Ontology annotation, biological process: anatomical structure development. The transcript is spliced from 6 exons. Gene Ontology annotation, molecular function: extracellular matrix binding; collagen binding; calcium ion binding. The coding region runs from base 294 to 1334 and encodes 346 amino acids. The record is from RefSeq and is a predicted model, not a curated record.
AAAUGAUGUGCCGAAUGACAUGGAAAACGAAAAGACGUCGUGACCUAGACGGGGCUAGCAAUCAAUCAGAGUUAGCCUAUUUUAGUUCUCAAACGGUGUUUUAAGAACAAUUCUAACACGGCAGACAGUCCCCAGGCGCUGUGCUUGAAAGACAAAACAAUACAUACACAAUAAAGUAAAUAGCAUCCUUUAAUACACGGAGCGGAGACUGGGCUAAUCGAUAAAAUCGUCUGCUAUCUUACACACGUAAUAAAGACACGCGUCAACGAAUGACCUGCUGACCAGUCGACGAAAUGUCACAUUUUAGAUUUUCUGUGCCGCUUAUCCAAUGGUUGUCUCUGUUAUACCUCAGUGCGGGUUGGUAUAAGGCGCAAGCUGGGAUUUGCUGGCUAUCCGUGAACAAGGUGAACCGAUGUACGCGUGCGUACAUUCUGAACUCGACCAGGGAGUCUUGCUGCCAGACCACCCUCCCAACGGUUGCCUGGACACCACACUCGAAUGUUGCCAUAGGAACUCUUUUUUACUGGGCGGCUCUGGGCUCCGGCGCUCCGCUCUGUCACAGGUGUCACACCACAUGUCGCCACGUGGUGUGCGGCCCGCACAGGAAGUGUCGUCUGCGACGUGGUCAGCCAAGAUGCGUCUGCUCACCCAGGUGUUCCCGCCCUUUUCGACUGCUCGGUCCGGUGUGCGGCACAGACGGACGAAGUUACCGAAACUACUGCUCCAUCCUCAAACAGAACUGCAGACACAACACCGACGUCAGGCUAGCGUACCAGGGCACGUGUAAAAGGUCCUGCGAGCACGUCAAAUGUUUCCUCAAGAACAAAGUCUGCCUGGAAGACCAGAACCGACUGCCUCACUGCGUCCACUGUAACAUCAACUGCGACAUGGCGAAGGAAAACUACAUCUGCGGGGAGGACUCUGUCACGUACAACAGCUACUGCCACCUGGUGGCUGCCAUCUGUAAGAAAGGGAGAGCAAUCAGGAUCGCUUAUAGCGGUAUUUGCAGAGCCAAUGCCUCGUGUGACAGCAUCCCCUGCCCGUACAGCUACAAGUGCAUCGUCAACGAGCGGAAUGGACUGCCGCAGUGCGCCAACUGUCUGUUCGAAUGCCGCAGUGAACAGGCGGCUGGCGGCGGCAUCAGCGUGUGCGGCUCGGACAACGUUACGUACCCCAGCUACUGCCACAUGCAGAAAGUGUCCUGCCAGAAAGCCGUCGUCAUAAGAACGCAGAAGUUUGGACACUGUCAAAAUAAAAAGCCAAAUGAGGUUGCUGUCACAAGACAUCGAAAAAGACCAAAUCGUGCAAAGAAAGCCAAAUGGAACUUAACCUGAAAUUCAGGCAUUUGUUGCUAUGACAAGCGGAGUUUUUUCUGCGUUAAUCACCCUGACAACGGGUUGACGGGUCCAGGGACGACCGAUCUUGAAAGGAGUAUUACGCCGGCAAUGGCGUGGCCAGGGGAGGAAACCUACAUCCGCCAUCUUUAAUUAUUGUGAUAUAUCAAUAGACGUCAAUUUAUUUUUGUUUUUCACUUUUUAAAAGUUAAACAUCGAAAGUGAAAUGUAAGAUGUACACUGCUUUUUACGUUUUCAUCAAAAAACAAAACAUACCACGACAGACUACUUCAGAGUUAUGUGGUUUGCACAAGUGCGUGAUGUAUUGUGGGAAUGAACUUGUCAAAAGCGUUAACACUUCAGGAAGAAGACUAUAUGUUGCAAUAUGGUAUACAGUUAUUUAUGAAACCUCAACUGAUAUUUGUGAAUAUCAAUCUCAGUGAAAUUAAUGUUGGAAUCGUGUUCAUCACGUGAUCGGACGGCUUGUUUUGAAUAUUUUAGUUUUUGUUCCAUGAAUGAUAAUAUGCCCACACAUUCUAAAAUGUGUUCCCAUAAUCUAUGAUGUUUGGUAGGCCUACAUUUUUGACAAUCAUCACACAUUUUGGUCUGAAUCGGACGUAGAAAGUGUCACUCCAUAGGCUGAGGGGGACCCCGUGUGCUUAAAAGGUCCACAAAGUUAGUCUUCAAAAUGAAGAAGUAAUUAAACCAUUGGGCCUUAAUAAAAAGUGAGGGUAGAUAUUUGGUAACCCGGCAGUAACUUUGCAAAUGACGUCAUUAGCCACGCCUUCUGUGGCAAAAACAGAACCAUAAUUUAGGGGAUGGAGGAAAAGUAAAUCAUUAACAGAAAACAUUAUCAGAAACAUUUUUUUAUGAUAAAGUUAUUUCCUAAAGUGUAGGCUAUGUGUACCAAAAUGUAUGUUAAUUAGGUUUCCAACUACAGUGGUUGGAAAAAAAAAAUCCAUAUUCAGAAAAUAACAUUCAUUUAGUGUUAAGCCUCCAUUAUAUUAUGCAAACCAAAUUCUCUUAAAUCAUCUUCCUUCCAGAAUUCAAACACUCUGAGUAUACAUUCACUCCACAGAUUCCUAUAAUUGAAUCUGUGGUGGAUAAAGUUCAAAAUUUGUUCAUAAUUAUAAUGCCCGGCGCAGACGAGCGUUUUUUAACGCAUGCGUCUGCGUUAAAAAACGCAGACUCAGCUCAGACGGAUGCGUCUCGUGUGCGCCUACCUGUGAUGCGUUACUGCGAUCCACUGACGAUUUCUUUUAUUAAUUAAUUAAUUAAUUUAUACUUUACUCUAGGAAAAAUAACAAAGAUUAAAUGUAAUUUAUUAAUACAUUUUAAAACAUAAUAAACUUUAUUUAAAACAUUAUGUACAAUAU